CAAAUCUAAGCCUCUUUACGACAACCAUAAGUCAUCACAGCCAUAUUUUAUGCCCAGAAUCCGACACAGUUGUAACAGUAGAUUUGUAGCCUUAAAUCCUGUGUUCUCCAGUGCCGUGAUCUUUCCUUUUCCAAAAGCAAGGUGGAACACGAUGAUGACUUCGUCAUGGCCACGUGAAGCAAGGCACAGUCUGCCCUUUUCCACUUCCUUUUCUUCUCUUUCAAUUAUGCUAGGCAAAAGGACACAGUCUUCCUUGUUCUCCUCCACAAAACACUCGCAGAUCAGAGACUAAACCCACAGUGCAGCAGAGUUGGGUUUCAGUCCCGGUUGCGUUGUGUGUGUGUGUGUGUAUGUGAGUGUGUGUGUGUGUGUGAGAGAGAGAGAGAGAGAGGGAGGGAGAGAUGAGAAUUCUGCAGAAGCUGAAGCUGCUGGUGGUACAGUGCGCUGCAGCCAGAAGCAGCACCGGUGGCGACGUCCGCUCCUUUAACAUCCGGCAACGAUGGAGGCCGGCGAAGAAGCUCUACGUCUUCACCAAGUUUCGUCGACUGCUCCGCCGAGGGGUUUGCUCCGAAGAUGAGCAGCCGAGCUUGGAGGAGAGCAAGGGGAUGAUGAAACAGAAGCUACUGGAUCUGUUUGCUUCCUCGCAGUCGGUGGAAGACGAAGGCGGCAGCAGCAACAGCAGCUGUGGCGACGACGGGCGGGCAGUGGAAGCGCUCACAGCCCGCCGUGGUGGCGGAGCUUGGAGGUUCAGGUCGGCGGCGGGUCUCCGGUGCCGGUUGCUGCGGAGGGCUUGGCGACCUGUGCUGGUUGCUAUUCCGGAGAGUGACUGACAUUACUACGUGUAGUCCAUGCAAAUGCCCUUUCCUCUGGAUGUGUUGUUGAUUCCAUGCCGAAGCAUUUAAGCUCAAGACGAUCAUAGAAAGGUCUUGUUCAUGUAGCAUCUUUGAUCACCAUGGAUUAAGGCUGUGUACUGCUUGGUGACAGAUCGAAGCAUAAGACACCUGUGUGAACUCA
Messenger RNA from Musa acuminata subsp. malaccensis (wild Malaysian banana), 1014 nucleotides. RefSeq lists its product as uncharacterized. The record is from RefSeq and is a predicted model, not a curated record. Lineage: Eukaryota; Viridiplantae; Streptophyta; Magnoliopsida; Zingiberales; Musaceae.